Molecule: messenger RNA, 723 nt
Organism: Alexandromys fortis (reed vole)
Lineage: Eukaryota; Metazoa; Chordata; Mammalia; Rodentia; Cricetidae
Gene: Gmfg
Product: glia maturation factor gamma
Exons: 8
Coding region: 148-627 (159 amino acids)
Biological process (GO): negative regulation of Arp2/3 complex-mediated actin nucleation; actin filament debranching
Cellular component (GO): actin cortical patch
Molecular function (GO): actin binding; Arp2/3 complex binding
Source: RefSeq, a predicted model, not a curated record
GGAAGAGAAAGGUCCAGGACAAAGCUCUCUGGGAGAUCGGGUCCCAGAGAAGAAGCUCAGUGUAGGACGCCCAACAGCGAAAUCAAGAGCAUUGCCCCACCCAGCCACAAACUCAGGCUGAAGACCAGGAUUUAAGGAUCAUUAGAGAUGGAUCUAGGUCCAGGCUGGGUUCACUGUGGUCCUUGUUGGCCCUCAGACUUGUCGGACUCCCUGGUGGUGUGUGAAGUGGACCCGGAGUUAAAGGAAAAGCUGAGGAAAUUCCGCUUCCGAAAAGAGACCGACAAUGCAGCCAUCAUAAUGAAAGUGGACAAAGACCGGCAGAUGGUGGUGCUGGAGGAAGAAUUCCAGAACAUUUCUCCAGAGGAACUUAGAUCUGAGUUGCCAGAGAGACAACCCAGGUUCGUGGUUUACAGCUACAAGUACGUGCAUGCCGAUGGCAGGGUGUCUUACCCUCUGUGCUUCAUCUUCUCCAGCCCCGUGGGCUGCAAGCCUGAGCAACAGAUGAUGUACGCGGGGAGCAAAAACAGACUGGUGCAGACGGCGGAGCUUACGAAGGUGUUUGAAAUCCGCACCACAGAGGACCUCACGGAGUCCUGGCUUCAAGAAAAGUUAGCUUUCUUUCGUUGACCUUUGAGCCAGGGAUAUGGAAUCUUCACGCUUGAAUACUCAGACUCCUUGGCUGAUGAACAUCCAAGAGCUAAAUAAACGUUAAAAAAUCAGGAA